Rotaria socialis is the source of this 1257-nucleotide messenger RNA. Lineage: Eukaryota; Metazoa; Rotifera; Eurotatoria; Philodinida; Philodinidae. The record is from the annotation of a GenBank genome assembly.
AUGGAUCUUGGUCGACAUCCACAUAGGUCAGCACACUUUUCAUUUCGUGAUAACGUAAGACAGAUCGCAGAAAGAUCUCAUCGAUUGGAAGCAAAUGCAAGACAGGCUAUUCAACGCUUACCUGUUGUAUUAAAUGAACAACAAAUAGUACGCUUAAAAGAACACACAUACGCUUCUGAAGGAAUAACAUUGCUUGAUCCAUACAUGCAAAAAUUUUGGAGAAGACUUGUUGAAUAUUGCCCAUUAUGGGUCGCUCCAAAUCUUAUCACAAUUGUUGGUUUAGCGAUAAACAUAAGUGCUAGUAUUUUACUUAUGUUUUUAACAAACGGUGCUAAGGAACCGUGUGCAAGAUGGAUGUAUUUUUUGACUGCUAUUGGUCUUUUUAUAUAUCAAUCACUUGAUGCUAUCGAUGGUAAACAAGCUCGUCGUACGAAUUCUUCAACGCCAUUAGGUGAACUUUUUGAUCAUGGUUGUGAUUCAGUUUCAACAGUAUUUGUCACAGUUGCAUGUUGUUGUGCUCUUCAACUUGGAUUACGCCCAUGGGUAAUGUUUUGGUGUUGUAUGUCUUCUUUCGUUACUUUUUAUUGUGCGCAUUGGCAAACAUAUGUAUCUGGAAAGCUUAGAUUUGGAAAACUUGACUGUACUGAAGCUCAAUUUACAUUUAUUCUUGUUUAUUUGAUAAGCACUAUAGAUCCUCGUGUUUGGUCUGCAACGAUGCCCAUCAUUAAUAUUGAAUAUCGUGUAUUAGUAGCAUUCUCAGCGAUUUGUUCGGCAAUAUGGAGUUCAGCUAAUAAUAUUAAUAUCAUAUCAAAAGGUGGUUGUGGAAGACAUUAUUCAUCUGUUGCUGGUUCAAGUAUUAUUUAUCCGAUUUUACCAAUGAUUUUUCUGAUGCUUCUUGCUAUUACUGCUGGUUAUCGUUCAAUAUCGAAUGUACUGGAAGAACAUACAUCGCUUCUUUUAGUUUGUUAUGGUAUUGUAUUUUCAAAAAUAACGAAUCGAUUAAUUGUUGCUCACAUGUCGAAAAGUUUACUUAAUUCAUGGGAUUGGGCUUAUAUGGGACCUAUAGCUAUCUGUGUUAAUCAAUAUCUUAAUUGUUUGAUAAGUGAAGAAAUCUUUUUCUGGUUUUUUCUGAUUUAUAACCUGUUCGAUUUACUUCGGUACAAUAUAAAAGUAUGCCAAGAAUUAUGUGAUGCCUUAAAUAUAUACUGUUUUCGAAUCACACCAUCAACAGUAUUGAUAGCUGAUGGCUCUCAUUAG